Bombyx mori (domestic silkworm) is the source of this 2629-nucleotide messenger RNA. RefSeq names its product sodium/potassium-transporting ATPase subunit beta-2. Gene Ontology annotation, cellular component: sodium:potassium-exchanging ATPase complex. Gene Ontology annotation, biological process: intracellular sodium ion homeostasis; potassium ion import across plasma membrane; sodium ion export across plasma membrane. The transcript has 7 exons. Gene Ontology annotation, molecular function: ATPase activator activity. NCBI's taxonomy places the organism in Eukaryota, Metazoa, Arthropoda, Insecta, Lepidoptera, Bombycidae. The record is from RefSeq and is a predicted model, not a curated record. Bases 26 to 973 code for a protein of 315 amino acids.
UAAGUUCGGUCAGUAUCAUUCCGCGAUGGGUGCCGACAAGCCGAACGGAGUAGUGAACUACUGCCGGAGACCACCUCAGCGGCCUCUCCUCCAGAAGAUUCAGUAUGGCAUCUGGAACCCUGAGGAAAGGACCUUCCUUGGACGCACCGGAAAAAGAUGGGGUGUGAUCGGCUUAAUAUAUCUGGUGAUGUACAUCUGUAUCAUCAUUUUCUUCUCGAUCUGCAUGUGCGGUCUACUGGCCACUGUCGACGACAGAAUACCAUACUUCACCCUUGCAGAUUCUAUUAUUGGUGAUAAUCCAGGAAUGGGCCACCGUCCUCUGUUAUACGAAGAAGGGGCGCUGAUCUGGUACGACGGAAACAACUCCACUCACAUCCAGAAGUAUACACAGAAUAUCGAUGAAUUUCUUGAACCAUACCGCAAAAAGAGUCUUCUGCCCAACGGUGGACAUAACCAAAUAGAGUGUGGAGAUGUGAAACCUCCCAGACUGAUGGUCUGCGCAUUUAAUACCAGUCAGUUCGGGCCCUGCUCCCAGGAGGAAGGGUAUGGGUACGCCAAUAGGACGCCGUGCUUAAUCGUGAAGUUGAACAGGUUGUACGAUUGGAAUCCUGAGUUCUACGACGAUCCUGCUCACUUACCCCACGACAUGCCGCCUGACAUUAAAGAAUACAUCGCAAAUGCCACUCCACAAGAACGCCGCAAAGUUUGGGUCUCAUGUAUGGGGGAGAGACCGGCCGACGUUGAAGCUCUGGGUCCAUUGAAGUAUUGGCCAUACCCAGGACUUUCGGAAGUAUUCUUCCCCUAUGACAACACCCCAGGCUACCUGAGUCCACUGGUGGCUGUACAGCUGACGGCACCAAAACUACAACAGAUAAUCAACAUUCGUUGCCGCGCCUGGGCCAAGAAUAUCCAAUACACGGCCAGUCUGAAGGAACGUCUCGGUUCCACUCACCUGGAGAUCAUGAUCGACUGAACCCACAGACCAGAACAGCACCCGUGCCUUACUCGUUGUUAAAUGUUGUAAUACUAUAUGUGCGUUUUUAGUUUAUUGUAAACAGUGUAGACAGUUUUAGUGUUGUUGUAUGCAAUGUAGACAGUUUCAUUGUGAAUGUGCUUUCGUUGGUAGACAGCAGUCAGGUCAAGCCUCAGCCAUGGCAUUAACAUGUCACUAGCCUACUUAAUCGUUAAUAAUCGCCAGUACUACUAAGUACAUUUGGAAUGACGCGAUUUUCAGAAAUAUCCCUAUCUAAAAACACUCGGUUCCUUAUUUACAUAUUUAAAAAAUUUGAAUAUUCAUGAAAUUUGCAAAUCUGCUUAGUUUAGCACGUCAACAAAAAUAUGAAAUCAAAGUUUGCUUGUUCAUUGGCACAAAAGAAUAGAGUGCAAUGAAGAAAAGAAUUCUGCUUGUGAUGCACAAUGUGCGACUUUGUAUGUGGCGAAUGGUUUAAGUUAGAACCAAAAAUGAUGCGGAUGAAUUGGGAUAAAAUAUCUUGAUAGGAAUGGAGUUACGGAAAUAUCAGAUACAGUCUAUACACAACGCUGUUCAAAACACGAUAACAUUAAAAACUGCAGUCAAAGUUAUAGUUAAGAAUCAGAUUUUUUUACUGCAAGCAAUUAAAUGUCAAUCGAUGUAAGUACGGAGCCUACGGACUGGCGCAAGCCGAAAGAUCUUCGUACGACAACAAUCGGAAACUGAACAUCUUAUUAGAUUCCUUAUUUAAUAUUGCGUACGCUGUCUUUGCCUAAAAUCCUUGAAAGACCUGUAUUUUUACCCAAUUUUUUUUCAAAUUUUCACCAAAAUAUUCAUUUUUAAUUUCAUUCAAAAUUUAAAAAUAAAAUUCACCAAAAUUUUUUUUCUGUAAAUUCCUCCCAUUUGAUAGCCCUAUGGUUUUCGGAACCAAUAUAUUAUAUCGUACACGCUUUGUAUGUGAAUAAUUGUUGGAUUGAAAUGCCUAGAGGGACUUUGAUAAUUUCCGAUUUAUACUCAUAAUGGUUCAAAGGCCGCGUAAAUUUAAAUAGUUCGCGGGCUUACCAACGUUGGCUGCAGGCUUUUGCCUUUAGUAAGUUAAUUAAUUACAUAUUACAUUACAGUGUUUUCAAUAAUCUCCGAGGAUCGCGAAAACCAUGUAGAUCAAUAAUUUUAAUAAUAAGUUAAAUAAUAAUUAUCAUAUUUUGUAGUAUUUGAUUGAUUACAAAACAUUUUCCUAAGGCUUUCAUGAGUCGCAGAUUCCUUGAAAUCUAGUUUGACGAUUAAAUUUCAAUAUUAAUUAUAUUUGGAAUAUCCGGUUUUUCGAUCAUUAUACUUUGAAGGCAAUGGACGACGAAUUUUAAAACAACAAUCACUAUUCAUAAAAAAUGUUUUUAUUUUUAUUCGAUGGCAUGGAUUCAUUAACUUGACAUUAACAUUAAAUUUGAGAUUAAACAGUAAAAUUAUUGUUUUAGCAAGAUUAAAAUAUUUUAGAACGCGUUGUACUGACCACAUCCGCGGCAAAAUUCGUGUGGUUUUUUGAAAAGCUAUUUUUUAGAUAAUUAUUAUUGAGUGUGUAUAUCUAUUUAUUGUGUGAUGUGAUCUUUUGGUGUUUUAUUGUAAACGAGAGUACUUAAAUGUUAAACUAUUGUGAUAGAUGAA